Molecule: messenger RNA, 426 nt
Organism: Malassezia vespertilionis
Lineage: Eukaryota; Fungi; Basidiomycota; Malasseziomycetes; Malasseziales; Malasseziaceae
Exons: 1
Coding region: 1-426 (141 amino acids)
Source: RefSeq, a predicted model, not a curated record
AUGGCGUCGCUGCUCGCGCAAAGUCCUGCCGCGGCGCUAUCUGAGGCACGACGCGAUAGUGUCUCGACUGCAUCUGAUGCGACUAUAAAUUUUGAUGAGGAGAUGGACGGCGAUCCGCUCUGGGAUGUAUACGAAGAUGGAAUUCCUCUCGCGCCCUUGUACGAUGCGCAGCGAAGAAUGCGGUGGGACACUCGCCGACACAAAGAUUCCGAUUGCAUUUGGGGAAUGGAUAGACGCGGCCUUAUGAUCAUUUGCAGCGUGGUUGGCGGCAUGGUGUUGACUAUCAUUUUACUUCCAUGGCUCGCAGCCUCGUACAAUAUAACACCGACGCCCGCGCCGCCGCCCAACAGUACGCGUGCUGCACACACCACGCAAUCUCCUGUGCCUAUAACCGCAAGUGCGCCUACCCGUAGCGUCCUGUACUAA